GGUUUAACUGUAUCCCAGCACUACAACAUCAGAGGACAACGCAAUCCCGACCUCGUGAAAGGAUGAUCGUGUUCACGCCCCUGACGGGAUCAGCGGCGACCCCAGGUUCGUCAAUCUCGACGGGACCCGUGAGCUACCUGCUCGAGCUGGACGACGUCAAGAUCCUGUUGGACCUCGGUGGGAACGAUCCCAGACGGACGAGCGAGGAGGGGUAUGAUUCGACGUAUGAACGCAAGGUCAAAGAACUCUCUCCGCAUAUCGACCUCGUCCUCCUCUCCCACUCUCCCACAUCAUAUACCUCCCUCUACCCAUACGCAAGAACACACUGGGGCUUGAAAUGCCCCGUCUACGGUACCCAACCGACAGUCGAGGUCGGUAGGCUCGGGUGUCUAGAAGAGGCCGUUGGGUGGAGGAACGAGGUGGACGUUGAUGGGUUGCAUAGUCUCAAGAAGAAGGAUAAGGAUGUUAACGAGGAUGAGCAGAAUGAGGAUAGAGACAAGGAGCAGGGGGACGGGGCGGGGAGGGAGCAGGAGGAAGAAGUGCUAAAGGGGCCGUUUGUUUGUACGGCCGAGGAGAUCAACGAGGCUUUUGAUCAUAUCAAGGCGGUCCGGUAUAGUCAACCCAUCCAUCUCAGCGGCCUCCUAUCCCAUCUCCUUUUGACCCCCUACCCAUCCGGUCAGACACUCGGAGGAUCGCUCUUCAAGCUCCGUUCCCCAACAUCCGGUACGCUUCUUUACGCCCUCGGGAUCAAUCAUACCUCCGAACGUCACCUCUCCGGUACCGUCCUCCUCUCCAGUGCAGGCAUUUCUGAGGGCGGGCUAGGUCGACCGGACUUGUUGCUGGUCGAAGCUGGGCGUAGCGAGAGGAAGGGGGUGAAGAUGAAGGAAAAAGUCGCCGGGCUCUUGGGGUUGAUCACGAAGACCCUGACGCAAGAAGGUGGAAACUUGUUGUUCCCCGUGGACGCUUCGCCGAGGCUGUUAGAGCUGUUGGUAUUGUUGGACCAACAUUGGGCUUUCCAGCAAGCACAGGCUCAAGCGCAAUUCCGUCGAGGACCCGGGCCUGGACCGACGAAUGCGCCAGGCGGCGGGCUUUGGAACUUUCCGCUGUGUCUCGUCAGCCGGACGGGGGAGGAAGGUGUCAGGGUAGCUAGGAGCUUGAUGGAGUGGAUGGGCGGGACCGUCGCCUCUGACGAAGGACUUGGAAGCGCACAGGAUAACGCCCGACAAGGCGGAAACUCUGGACCAGGUGGAAGGAGGAAACGUCCCUUUCCCUCUUCCGGAGUCCCAGGUUCGAGAGAAGAAGACGCCGCCGCCUCGGUCGGAGCGCUCAGGUUUAGGUACCUCCGUUUCUACCCUUCUGUCAGAGCGUACGAGACGGACCCUGCUCUAGCCGCCCAGCCGGGUCCGAGGUGCGUCCUUGCGGUGCCCAUGAGCAUGAACUAUGGUUUCUCCCGGAGGUUGUUCACGAGCAUGGCGAAGGAGAGGACCUGCAAGGUCGUCCUCACCGGGAGGUCCGAGACGGGGACGUUAGGACAGGAACUGUUUGAACGUUGGAAUGAAGUGCAACAGGGAGAUGCCAAGUACGGCGAGGGUCGCGUCGGAGUGCCGGUCAGGUUGACCGGAGAAAAUGGGCACAAGGACAAGAGUGAAGGAGGAUCAAUGAGGAUCAAGGUAGUGUUGAACGACAAGGUCGCCUUGGAAGGGGACGAGUUGGAAGCGCAUCUCGAAGCGGAGAGAUUACAGAAGGAGAAAGAAGCCGCUGCGCUUGUAGCCAAGGAGCGGAGUAGGAGGAUGUUGGAAGCGGAUGAUCUUGAAAGUGAUUCGGAUGAUGACGACGACGAUGACGAUGAUGUCGAGAAUGGACUCGGUGCGGGCGAUCAAGCGCGGGACGACGAGCCCAUGAUGGCAGGACCGAUCGGCGCAACAGGGACCGGAGCCGGGAACCCGUUCAUGGACACUGAUGACGUCCGGAAUACAUCGUUUGACAUCUACGUCAAGGGACAACAAGUCCGAUCCACCGGUUUCUUCAAGAACGCCCCGGGGUCUUCCUCGGCCAACGCCUCGGGGCUCGCGAGGUUUAGGAUGUUUCCGUUUGUUGAGCGAAAGGGUAGACGGGUGGAUGCCUAUGGUGAGGGGAUCGAUGUGGGCGCCUGGGUGAGAAAGGGUCGAGAGAUUGAAGAGGAUCAGGAGAGUGACGAGGUCAAGGAGGCCAAGAGGAAACAAAAGGAGGAAGAGGAGAAGGCUAAAGAACCGCCGGAACCACCCUCGAAAUACGUCCAAGAGGAUCUCGAGGUAUCGGUUAAUUGCGAAAUCUUUUACGUCGACAUGGAGGGCCAACACGACGGACGAGCGAUCAAGACGAUUAUCCCGCAGCUGAACCCACGGCAGGUGAUCUUGGUACGGUCACCUAAAGCCGCGACGGAUGACCUGUUGGUCAACCUGCACGCGAUUAUGAACCUGACCAAGGAGAUCUCGGCACCGGCAGAUUACGAGCAGGUCAUGAUCGGCGAGCAAACUCAGAGUUAUUCGAUCUCACUCAGCGAGGGUUUGAUGACGGACGCACAGGGCAGGUGGUCCAAGUUCGAGGACUACGAGGUGGCCAAGGUCAGCGGCAAGGUGCACGUCGGGGCGAACAUGAGCAUUCCCGUUCUCGAGCUUCCUAUCAAGGACGAAGAGACUGCUAUUGCUGAGGCUUCGGUGAGCGCGAAAGCCUCCGGCGUAAAAGAGGAGGUCACUGCGACAGAGAUGGACAUGGACAGCAAGGGAGAAAAUCCGGUCACGGCGACGCACAGGUCGGCAGAGGCAUCUAUUCUGAUACGGCAUGCUCCGGCUCCCCUUCCUCAAACGCUAUUUAUCGGCGACCUGCGGUUAAAUUCGCUCAAGACCCGUUUAUCGGGCAUGUCUAUUCCGGCCGAAUUCGCAGGAGAAGGAAUGCUCAUCUGUGGUCCUGGGGUCCCGACGCUAUUGAGAGGCGAAAAAUUGGGACCGGGUAUGGGCUCCUCCGUGGUCGCCGUGAGAAAGACGGGCGAGGGCAGAAUCGAGAUGGAAGGGAGCGUCGGGGACGUCUAUUACCACGUCCGGGACGCGUUGUAUGGCAACUUUGCGCAGGUGGUCAUGUGAGGUUGGGCGGUGCGACGAGAAGAACAAGUCGAUCGGUAGAUGGUGAACGACCUUCAUGUAACGACAGGAUAUAUUCAAACGGUUGUAAUGACGCUAGAAAUUCACGACGGACAUUGAUGUACUGACGCACUGUGAAUGUGAAAGACCACCUCGGUGGCCG
Messenger RNA from Filobasidium floriforme, 3279 nucleotides. RefSeq names its product cleavage and polyadenylation specificity factor subunit. Gene Ontology annotation, molecular function: RNA binding. The record is from RefSeq and is a predicted model, not a curated record. The transcript has 6 exons. NCBI's taxonomy places the organism in Eukaryota, Fungi, Basidiomycota, Tremellomycetes, Filobasidiales, Filobasidiaceae. Gene Ontology annotation, biological process: mRNA 3'-end processing by stem-loop binding and cleavage. Gene Ontology annotation, cellular component: mRNA cleavage and polyadenylation specificity factor complex. The coding region runs from base 63 to 3119 and encodes 1018 amino acids.